Molecule: messenger RNA, 3658 nt
Organism: Myotis brandtii (Brandt's bat)
Lineage: Eukaryota; Metazoa; Chordata; Mammalia; Chiroptera; Vespertilionidae
Gene: ICA1L
Product: islet cell autoantigen 1,69kDa-like
Exons: 12
Coding region: 249-1634 (461 amino acids)
Biological process (GO): regulation of transport
Cellular component (GO): Golgi apparatus
Molecular function (GO): protein domain specific binding
Source: RefSeq, a predicted model, not a curated record
GGCACAGAGCAAAAAAGCUAUUAUGAACUGUAGGUCACUGUGAAAUCGCUUCUUGGGAAGAAAACGUUUACCCGUGGUUUUUGGUUUUCUCUAAAUAUUUAUGUAUUGAUUUAUUUAGUUCUGAGUUAGGCAACGUACUGUAAGAUGAUAUUACUUUAAUCAUCUUCACAUGAAUAUUUAUGGUAGCCACCGGUGCCUCAUCCUUUAGUAGGACUUAAUUAUACAUUUGUGGGCAAAAUAGUCAUCUAAUGUUUGUUCCUUGUAGUCACUCCAUGGAUUCCUUUGGGCAUCCUAGAGCAGAAGAUAACCAGUCAGUAGUCAGCAGAAUGCAAAAGAAAUACUGGAAAACUAAACAGGUCCUCAUCAAAGCCACAGGGAAAAAGGAGGAUGAGCACGUGGUGGCAUCUGACGCAGAACUGGAUGCUAAACUGGAGGUUUUUCACUCCAUUCAAGAGACAUGCACUGAACUUCUGAAGAUAGUUGAGAAGUACCAGCUAAGACUCAAUGUUGUAUCAGAGGAAGAAAAUGAACUAGGGCUCUUUUUAAAGUUUCAAGCAGAACGAGAUGCAACGCAAGCUGGCAAACUGAUGGAUGCCACGGGCAAGGCACUCUGUUCCUCAGCCAAGCAAAGAUUGGCCCUGUAUACGCCCCUGUCUCGUCUUAAGCAAGAAGUAGCAACAUUCAGUCAAAGGGCGGUAUCCGAUACCUUGACGACAAUUAAUCGCAUGGAGCAGGCACGCACGGAGUACAGAGGGGCUCUGCUGUGGAUGAAGGACGUGUCCCAGGAGCUGGACCCAGACACCUUAAAGCAAAUGGAAAAGUUCAGAAAAGUUCAGAUCCAAGUGAGAAGCAGCAAAGCUUCUUUUGACAAGUUGAAGAUGGAUGUUUGUCAGAAAGUGGAUCUGCUUGGAGCCAGUCGCUGCAACAUGCUCUCCCACUCACUCGCUACCUACCAGAGAACACUGCUGGGAUUCUGGGAGAAAACAGCUCGAACGAUGUCCCAAAUCUACGGGGCCUACAUUGGCUUACAUCCAUAUGACUUUGUGGCCCUCAAGCAACUGCAAGACACUUCGAGCAAGCUUGAGGGAGACCACAAAGAAGAACAAGUAGAAAACAGUCCACUCACUGAGAACCUCAGCAGGUUAGUUUUGUCAGAUGAGGAAGUGAACUUGAGAAGUGAAUCAGUUGCAAAAGAUUUACCUGGAGAUUCACUGGAAGAUGAUUUUGAGAAGGAAUUCUCAUUUCUGAACAACCUCCUAAGUCCUGCUUCUUCAAGUUCUAGUGAAUUUACUCAAGAAUGCCAGACUGCCUUUGGGAGCCUCACGUUCCAGGAGCCUCCCGUGGGGUCCGAGCCCCUUGCUCAUUCCCAACGAUUCCUUCCUUCCCAGCUCUUUGACCUUGGCCUUCAUGCUGCUGGAGCCUUCAACAGCUGGGCCUCCAGAGGGGGAUUCGAACCUCCUCUCUCACACACUGAUAGUCAGCCAGUGCCUUCACAGAGUCCAAAGAAAUCAACAAAAGCUCCAAACCAUGGUAACCAAGGCAUGUCAGCCUGGUUCAACCUAUUUGCAGACAUGGAUCCGCUUUCAAACCCAGAUGCCAUUGGACACUCGGAUGACGAACUUCUUAAUGCUUGACUGACGUUCCGAUGCCACUUCAGAGGCCUUGAGACAUCAAUUUCUCCACAUAUUGCCUUUGUGGAAAGGAGUUCUUAUUGAAUCCAUACACAAAAGCAUUGCUUGUGAAUAUAUAACCCUUGUCAGCCAGCUUUAGACAGAUGGUAAGGACCACAUUUGAAUACACUUGUCUCUUUAAUAGCUUGGAUUUGCAGCUGUUGAUAAUAUGUGGGAAAUAUUAGGAACUCCUUAGUUUGAAAUAGAUUUAGAAGUUUAUUUUGAAAGAACAGCUGGGAAGAAUUCUUCUGUAAGGGGUUGGGCUUAUUUCUCUGGAGAGCCUUUUAUUCAGGCUGCUUUGCUGGCUGUGAGUAUUCUUUAUGUGGAUAAAGGACAGCAGGUAAAUUGGGUUGUGAUUUAGGGUUGGAUUUUAAAUAAAACAGUGGCAAGGAGAGUUCUCUGUUAUGGAAAACAGCACUAGAACCAGGCCAGUUUUGUCUUUAGUUAGAAAGGUAGGAGGAUAAGGCUUGAGAACUCAAUUCGCUUUAAAUUCACAGAGAAACUUGGUGCUUGUUUUCUCCACUUAAGAGACUAAAAUGUAAUAUUAAAUUUUCCUUCAUAGAAAAUCAUGGACACCCCUCAAUCCAUUAUCGAGUUUUCGGGGGGAAGUAGCAGGAUGACUUAUUUGCUCGGUCCAUCCACUGUAGAAACAGAAAAAUCUCUCUCCCUGCCAUCAACCACAAGAGUGUCCCAACACAUUGCCAAUGUAAUGGGCAGUAUUCACAUUCCUCCUGAGGAGGGGGCGGACACGCCCUAGGCAACUGACAACUGUGUUCCUGAAAUUACCCAGGAACUUCUGUCUGAAUGAGGGAGACAGCGUAAACACCCUAUCCUCGUACCUAUUUGCAUGUUUACAUAUUUCUUGACGUGUUUUUAUCACAGAGUACUUCCUGCCGGAAUCACAGAAAGCUGAUCCCUAAGGGAGUGUCUUAUCCUUCCCUUUUCCAUUUGAGCGGCACCAUCUGAGGUGUCUUUGAUUGCUCAGGAAAACCUGUUAAACCCAGAGCGUUUUGAGCCUAAGUACUAGAGGGGAGGGUAUUUCAUUGAAGUUAGUGGAAGCUGAUGAACACAGAGCCGCUGUACACACACAUCAAUCACUCAACUGCUCUCUUUUCUUCCGACCUUUUCUUUUGGGGGCAGUUCCCCAAGUGUGCUGUUUUUGUCAUCCAGACCAUUGCAUCUCCAUGGGAAAACAUUGAGCUUAGCUGUUCACAGAAGUUUCAAUAUGCUCUUAGUUCUGAAGAGGCUUGCUUAUUAUUUACAAGAGAACUGCUUGUCAAGUUGGAGUCGCUGUAUGGACCGGCAUAGGUAAAAUGCAGCCCACGGCUCACCCAGAGGGUCUGGCCUCAUGAUGGAACUGCCCACGGGCUCCCCAAAACACCCCACCACUGUGGCCGAGGACUGGGUAGGCAGGAGGAUCUUGUCUGAGUGUCAGAAACAUGGACCCAGGAAAAGGCUAUGACGUCUUUCCGUGAAAUCUUUUCACAUGCUUCUUCCUGUUUCUUUAUUUGCUUAUCCCUUCAGAAGUAUUUUUUUUAGCUCUUCUUUUUUUAUUCAGUGAAAUUUCCCAGAAUGCAAUACUGUCUCUGUUCUGCCAAGAUCCAGUCAGCAGGGGUUAUGAUUACGAUUCACAAUCUAAAUUUUAUACCCGUGGUGACUCUGCUCUCACUUUGAGUAUUUCAGAAAACGCUGACUCUAUGUCUUCAGUUUGUGUCAUUUUUCCUUUACUAAUCUUUCCUUUACUAAUUUAUUUCACUAAUGCAUUAGUUCAAAUAUAUUUAUCUUCCUCACAUGCAUACAAAGCAGUCCCCUGUUAUCUCAUGCAAACGAAGACACCAUGACACAGAGGAAAAGCACUAGUCUCUCCAAGCCAGAAUCCCGAAUACCAGACUAUGAAAGUGAGGAGAUACUGCCCUCAAUUUCCCAAGAGCAAAGGUUCUCAAACAAACAAACAAACAAACAAACAAACAAACAAACAAACAAACAAA